GUGGUGAUUUCCUGUUUGCCGACGUAGCUCUGAAUGCACCAUUAGCUAUGUCGUCACUUCCUGAAUCAGCUUUUGCCGUCAAACAUGGCGGCGACCUUGUGUGUGAAAUUACUACCGAAACAGGGAUGGCUCCCCCUGACACAGAGUGUCCGGUACGGCUCCAAGUCCGUGACUCGCCACAGGAAGCCGAUGCACAUCCUCAAACAGAAGCUCAUGGCUGUCACACGGUACAUUCCUCCUCCAAAGGCUGCUCCCGCAGGCGCCUACCCGUCCCAAACCAAAAGAGUCGAGGAGGAUCAUCCUCUGAUGAAGAUUUUGAAGAGGGAUUUAGAGAAGGUGUUCCAGGACCAUAAGAUGAUCGCUGUGGUCCAGAACAACGGCAGCAACGCAGAAGACAUGAUAAUUCUGAGGAACAGACUCAACAAACAUGGCAUCACCGUCAAGUUCUUCCCCAACCAGGUGAUGCGGUCAUUCCUGAAGGACAGCAUUUACUGCAACAUGACUCCUCUGAUCAUCGGACCGACAGUUCUGUUUGUCAGUAAAGAGCCAAAGGCGAAGGAGAUGCUGGCGACUUUGAGGGCCAGUCCACAGAUGACACUCCUGGGAGCCUGUGUAGAGGACACGUUGCUGAGUGCGCAGGGCGUGUUGAGCUUCUCCAAACUGCCGUCGGUGACUGACGUGCAGGGUGAACUGGUCAGCGGGCUGACGAUGCUGACGUCCGCCACAGCCUCCAUGCUGCAGCGCCACCCGGCCCACCUGUCUGCUCUGCUGCAGCAGUACGUCAAACAGCGGAGCUCAGACAGCAAAGAAGAGGCCACGUAGAGCUUCGCAGGACGUUACUGGGACUGUUGCCUGGCAGUUUUCCAGCUGCUUGAAAUGAAGACGGGCUGUUGUGUUGGAUGCACACUUUACAGUCUACUUACAAUUUAAGAGCAAAAUUUGAGGGAAAUUUUUAAGAUUAGAAGAAGUCUGUGAAGUGUACAUUCACCCGUCGGAGCACUGUGGCUUCUGUGAAAAGAAGUAGCCUGAAGAGUCGACUGUUUUCAGUUAAGUCUUGAAAGGACAAUGCAGCAAAUACGUCAGUGUUGCCCAAACAAUUCCUCUAUUUAAGGAUAAAGACGCAUGUAAAUAAAAUAUGUCAACACAA
Molecule: messenger RNA, 1147 nt
Organism: Acanthopagrus latus (yellowfin seabream)
Lineage: Eukaryota; Metazoa; Chordata; Actinopteri; Spariformes; Sparidae
Gene: mrpl10
Product: mitochondrial ribosomal protein L10
Exons: 5
Coding region: 85-822 (245 amino acids)
Biological process (GO): translation
Cellular component (GO): mitochondrial large ribosomal subunit
Molecular function (GO): structural constituent of ribosome
Source: RefSeq, a predicted model, not a curated record